UCUGCUUAGCGAUGGCGGGUGUUGUUCUUGAAACUCUGAACGUUUGGAAACUGGCUUCUUUCGGAGGCCUGAUGUUAGUUGUGCAAAUUUGCUUUUUCCUCAUUGGUGGCCUUAUUGCUCCAGCACCCAAUACCACGGAUCAAAUUCUCAUGUCAAAAUGCAUAGACCGCUCCGGAGAUCCUCUAAAAUGGCAUUUUGCUAGACCACUUUCAAAUGAAAGUUGCCAAGAUAUCCUUCCAGAUGGCGACAUUGAAGAAGUUGUACCACCAAAUGUGGACGCUAGUCAGAUCGUGUUUAUGGCUCAGUUCCCACACCCACGAGACGGAAUGGAUUUGCGUAUGACCCGGUGGUUUCAGCAAGUAAUGGGUGUGUUGAUGCUGGAUAUCAAACAGAAAUAUUCGCAGGAGUUAGGAAAUACUGAAAUCACAUUCGAUCUACGUCUCGGAUACCGUAAUCGUAAUGAUCCUCGACACGUUUGGCAUGAAUUGGCUCGUUCAGUUGAGGUUCGGCCUCUGAAGUGUACACUUGAUCCGGAAGCUAAACGUCAUCAUGGGCAUUCUCAUUCACUUGAUGAGGGCUUUUACUAUGAUUGUGAGGUUUUACCGCUGUUUACGUUGGCUAGCUGUCAUCAUGAAGAAUAUUUGUUGAAUUUGAGAAUUCCUGUAGACGAAAAGCACAAAAUUAACGUGGGUAUUGGAAGUAUUCAGGAUGUAUGGAUGGUAGAGAUUCACCAAAAUGGAGGGUUUACAAAGGUAUGGUUUUCCUUGAAGACAUUUUCAUUUCCAAUUGUAUUAUUGGCUCUCAUGUUUUUUGGCAGUCGUGUCAGGGAGUUAGAACGUCCUCCAAAUGUAUUAGAAAAAACUAUAUUUACUUUGGGAAUUUGUUUGUCGAUCUUGAAUUGUCCAGUUGAAUGGUUGUCUCUUAUAUACAAUUUUUCCUUUUGGUUAGUCUUGAGUGAUAUACGUCAGGGUUUAUUUUAUGCUACACUUGUCUGCUUUUGGCUUGUUUUCACCGGUGAACAUAUGAUGACAGAUCCAGCUAGUCGUGUAAAGACUAAUUGUCUAGGACUGAAAGGUUUAUACUGGCCAAGACUACUUCUUGUCGCUGGUUGUUGUACUGCUUUAUUCAUAUUCGAAUUAGCUGAACGUGGUGUACAAAUACGCAAUCCAUUUUAUAGCAUAUGGUCUCAUCCAAUUGCUGCUAAAAUGGGUUUAACAAGUAUUAUCAUUGGAGCACUGUGUGCAUUUGCCUAUAUGAUCUAUCUAACUAUACUUGUUGUACAAGCAUUUACACAAAUAUUGGGUAAACGUCGUUUAUUAAAUAAUCUACCCGUUGAACAACGUAAAUAUUAUACUGGAGUUAUUUAUCGCUUUAUGAUACUCUUAACGUAUACAAUAAUCUGUGCUGGUCUAACAGUCUCAUUCUUCAUCUUUAAUCAGGUCCUCGAGUUAGUGUGAGUCUCUAGAGUCUUCUUAUUGGUACGACGUAUUCCUGUGUUCUCGUUCCCCACAUGACAUUUUUCGCCAUAAAUUAAUAAGUAGUGGUACUACAUGGAUGUUAAGAUAGUAAACGGUUGAUAAGAAUUAGAAUGGAUAGUUGUCGUUUGAAAGGUUACUGAAGAUCAAUGGAAAUGGGGUGAAAAAAGUAUCGAAUAUACCUCAGCUUUUAUUACUGGUGUUUAUGGUAUGUGGAAUGUAUACGUGGUUGCUGUCCUCUGCUUAUAUUCUCCAUCGCAUAAAUUCCGUAGUACAACUGGUCAAGAAUUAUACAAUCGAUUGUUAAUUAAACCUCCUGUCACAAUUCCAAUCACUAUUACUACUGCUGCUACUAAUGCUGAUGCUAUGCCAGCAGCAGUGACAUCAACAACUCAGGAUUAUGAAUUAGAUGUACUGACUGGUAAACAUUCAGAAAAAGUUCAAUUAGUCCCUAGAGAUUCAAACAACAACAACAAUAAGGAGGGUAUACAGUCAAGUUCAUCACCAUCAUCUACAGUUGAAUCAAAAUCAUAUUUCCUUACUGAUGGCUUGAAAUUCAUUCGUAAAGAAGCAUUUGAAUAAUCAUAAUGAUAAUAAUAUAUGACCAUUAUGCAUAUUAUUUCUAUCACUAUUGUGUUGCUCUACUCCAUUUAACCAAAGAACAUUUUUCAACUCAUAUUACAUAUUUAUAUCUAUAACUGUCUCUCCCCCCCCCCACCUCUCAUCAUACCAACUAACUAACUGAUCUCAUGAGUUCCUUUUGCUUUGUUUCAAUUAUUAUAAUGAUUCACAUUAUGACUAAUUUUACCAUGUGUUAUAUCGCAUAUACCAAAGGUUGCUUUUCUCGAUACUUUUGUCUAAGCAUUUAUUAUAUAUGCAUACUUAUAUAUUUUCAUUUUGAUAUUUUGCAUUUCCUUCGUAUGCUGCUUGUUUUUAUCUUGCCAGCUGUCUGGUCUCUUUUAUAAUUUUUUUCCCGACAUACAACUUUUUUGCAUGUAGUUUAUGCUACUUAUUAUUAUAUCAUUACUAUUAUAUAUUCAUACUUAUUUAAUAUUUGAAAUAACCUUUUGACUAUUUAUAUGCGGUUGGUUGUUUAAAUACUAUCACAUAGCUUCCGGUGUUUUUAUGGGUGUGUGAGAAGAAUGUGCCUUUUAUAGUUCUACAUGGGUUAUUAUAUAUAUAUAUAUAUAUUCAGCAUUUUUUACACUUUAUUUCAAUAUUUAUUUAUAGAAAUUUAAUAAAACUUUAAAAGUUUACUUGAUAUCGGUUUUUAUUUUCUAACAAUUUUCUUGUGUUGUGUUACGGCACGCGGUUAUACAAUUGAUGUUCGAGUGUCCACUUCGCGGGGAUUCAACUGGAUCCAAAAUUACUCACGGAUUGAUAUUGGCUAUAGAAAAAUUGGUAAACCAGUGGGGAGUACUGGCUGGUGGUUUCAUCCUAUCAUCUGUCUGUCUGUUUUCAACAUAGAACUUUACA
Messenger RNA from Trichobilharzia regenti, 2951 nucleotides. The record is from the annotation of a GenBank genome assembly. NCBI's taxonomy places the organism in Eukaryota, Metazoa, Platyhelminthes, Trematoda, Strigeidida, Schistosomatidae.